Penicillium nucicola is the source of this 870-nucleotide messenger RNA. RefSeq lists its product as uncharacterized. The transcript is spliced from 2 exons. The record is from RefSeq and is a predicted model, not a curated record. NCBI's taxonomy places the organism in Eukaryota, Fungi, Ascomycota, Eurotiomycetes, Eurotiales, Aspergillaceae. The coding region runs from base 1 to 870 and encodes 289 amino acids.
AUGAACACAUUUGAUUCGCUUCAGACGGGCGAGAGCCACAGGGCUACAGAUAUCCAGUCCUCACGGUCACCUACCAACACCGAUUCAGGCCUGUCCUCGUCUAUCGGCAGUACCCGGUCCCACUCAAGCUCUUUGCGAACCCAUGCACGCACCUUGAACCAGGAACAGAGCUCUCAGUCUACUGAGGCCACUCCAAUAAAUACGGCCGACCCUGCCCGGCGUAACUAUAAGUCGACCGAGCAGACUGAAAGCUCGCAACACAAGUCACAAAACCCAGACACUGCAAGCAAUGGCAAUGGCACGACCGCCAACCAGCCAACUAGUCAGGAGGCACCCUCCGAGCCCAAGCAGUCCUGGUAUACCAAGUUAGCAGAUCGAUAUGGCAGCCUCGAACUGGAAAACAAAGGCAGUGUUGCGCGCGACCAUCUUGCUUUAGAACGAACCUUCCUAGCUUGGAUGCGCACUUCAUUAGCCUUCGCCUCAAUCGGCAUCGCAGUAACGCAACUCUUCCGUCUGAACAGCGCGAACCAAGAUACAACCCGAAGUGCCUAUGAUAUGAGCCCAACUGGCGCCAACCCAGCCAUUCUCCCACCAAACCUCUCCUACGACUCAGCCUCCUUCCACGCAUCAUCCGCCUCCUCUCGUCUUCGCAGCGUAGGCAAACCCCUCGGCUCAACAUUCAUCGGCGUCUCAAUCCUCAUCCUGAUAGUAGGAUUUCACCGCUAUUUUGAGAGCCAGUAUUGGAUUAUUCGGGGCAAAUUCCCUGCCAGUCGUGGCAGUGUUGCCUUGACAGCGUUUGUGGCUGCUGCGUUGAUUAUUGCCGCGCUUGCGGUUAUCUUGGCUGUUUCACCGGGUGCUGUGGAAGGUUAA